AUAACAUGUCUUAGGAUUAUCUCAACACCUUUCUAAUUUUUUAAGUGCGGCAGUGUUUUCUAUGUGGUUUUACAAAGACAAAAAAGUGCGUUCGUUAAAUUUUAGGAGAAACCGGAGCCGCUCAAAAAUUAACUGUUAGGUUUGAAAAGACGUUAGGAGAAUAGUACAAUGGCGGUGUUUGGCUUGGUGUCAUCGGUUGCGGGCUUCGUGAAGGUCCGCUACCUGAUCGACAAAGCGGUCAUCGACAACAUGGUCUUCAGAAUGCACUACCGCAUCACCUCUGCCAUACUGUUUCUGUGCUGUAUUCUCGUCACCGCCAACAAUCUUAUUGGCGAACCGAUCUCGUGCAUCAACGACGGUGCCGUACCUGGGCACGUGCUCAAUACGUACUGCUGGAUUACUUACACCUUCACACUUCCCAACUCAGACUCUAAGGCCAUCGCUCAUCCCGGCCUCGGGAACGACUACGAAGAGGAGAGACGCAUUCACGCUUACUAUCAGUGGGUGCCAUUCAUGCUGUUCUUUCAGGGUAUUCUAUUUUAUUUGCCACAUUGGAUAUGGAAGAACUGGGAAGAAGGAAAAGUGCGAAUGAUCUCAGACGGUAUUCGUGGUACUGCCGCCAACAUUGCUGACGACAAAAACAAUCGACAGAGUCGUUUGGUUCAAUAUUUAAUGGACACUCUGCACAUGCACAACGCCUAUUCAUUUGGUUACUUCUUCUGCGAAGUUCUUAAUUUUAUCAAUGUGGUCGGAAACAUUUUCUUCCUGGAUACAUUCCUGGGUGGAGCAUUUUUGACCUACGGUACUGAAGUAGUCAAGUUUUCGAAUAAGAAUCAGGAAGACCGAACGGAUCCUAUGAUUGAGGUGUUCCCCAGAAUAACCAAGUGCACAUUCCACAAAUUCGGUGCAUCUGGAACGAUCCAGAAACACGAUGCCUUAUGCGUGCUUGCGUUAAACAUUUUGAAUGAGAAGAUCUUUAUUUUCCUUUGGUUCUGGUUCAUUAUCCUGUCUGUUGUCUCUGGCUUGGCUAUCGUGUACUCCGCGGCUGUGAUUCUGAUGCCAAGAACUCGCGAGACCAUCCUCAAGAGGAGAUUCCGAUUCGGGACACCGAACGGUGUGGAGGCGUUAGUAAGAAAGACUCAGGUGGGAGAUUUCCUGCUUCUUCACCUACUUGGUCAGAAUAUGUCGCUGCGAGUGUUUGGUGAAGUACUAGACGAACUAUCUCGGAGGUUGCACCUCGGUUCUAAUGCACCUUCAGCGCCAUCUACUUUGGAGAUGGCUCCUAUUUAUCCCGAUAUUGACAAAUUCUCCAAAGAGACUGAGACGUAGGACACGAAGGUAACCGGCCUAGGCAGGUGAGCGUAACAUUAUUUUAUUAGGAA
This is a messenger RNA of Chilo suppressalis (striped riceborer), 1382 nucleotides long. Lineage: Eukaryota; Metazoa; Arthropoda; Insecta; Lepidoptera; Crambidae. The record is from the annotation of a GenBank genome assembly.